This is a messenger RNA of Rotaria socialis, 819 nucleotides long. The record is from the annotation of a GenBank genome assembly. NCBI's taxonomy places the organism in Eukaryota, Metazoa, Rotifera, Eurotatoria, Philodinida, Philodinidae.
AUGUCUUCAGUAUUGUUGCUUUUAAUUGCUUUUAUUAGCAAAGUAUAUACCAUUCCUAUUUAUAAUUCAUGGACCAUAUCACCUGGUUCAACUUAUGACUCUUACAAGUUCAACGUACUUCAUCAUCUUACUGCUAUCUCUCCGUACUUUCAAUAUAAUUCUGAGGAAUUAAGUCCUGACUCUUCUGAAGGUUGCAGAGUCGACAAAACUGUUUAUCAGAUUUGUCAUGGUUCUGUUUACGUAAAUGAUAAUGAUUAUGAGCUGACUAUCGAACCAUUUUUGCAACUUCUCAAGAACGCGGCUGAUUCCGUCGACUUUUCCAAUGCGGAAGACUUAGCUUUCUUAACUCAUUGGACAUCACACAUUACGAACAGUGAGCAACAAGUCGCAAAAUUGUCUAAAUUUGGAUAUCUCGAGGCAUUUAGUGCAGGUAUUCGUCUCUCAUGUCGAUAUCCAGAUUUAAUGCCUGUAACAAAGAACGAAUCUUUCAAAGUGUGGGGAUCAGAUGCUAGUGGAACAAGGCGAAGCCCCGAUGCAAUAUUCGCAGGACUUUUUAGUGGACAUGAAACGAUUGGUAAAGUGGUUAUCAUUUCAGAAGAUAGAGAUCCAGGAGCUAAUACUUUAACGCCGACAAAAACUUGUUCCAAUUUUCGUACUUCGUCCGGUGCCAAACAAAUGGAGACUUGGCUUAAACAUUAUAUUUCACCGAUAUAUGUAUUGGCAAUGCAAGCACUGUGUGGAUAUGAGACUAUCAUUCGAAGUUCUUCGCAUUUUCAUGGGAUUUUUACUCCGGAAGAAUGGCUAUCCUUCGAAUAUUAA